UUAACCAUGGCUCGCCCUGUUGCCCGCCUGGACCUCUUCCCUGGAGUGACUCUGGAUCCGCGGGACGCUCCGGGGGACCCUCCUGCUGCCGGCUCCUCGCCAGGCGAGGACGACGCAGGUGAGGUGCAGGUAAGUAUGCCUUUUGUUCUUGCUCGUUUCUCCCCUCCUCAGCGACAGGACGUGUUUGAACGAGAGGAAGAGGAGGAAGAGGAGGAGGACAGUGAAGAGGAAGAGGACGAUGUUGAGGAAGAGGACUGGAGUGAAGAAGAGGAGGAGGAGGAGGAUGACGUAGACUCUGGCUACUCAAGUCUCCCAGAGGAAGACAGUGAUGAAGAUGAAGAGGGAGAAGAUGCUGCUCAAGCUCGGAAUGUGAGAGAUCGUCCCCCGACCCCCUUUGCUUGGCAGCGAGCAGAGAGCCCUUCUCCUGCGCCCAGUCCCGGCGUUGAAGAGGAGCAUCGCCCAUCUUCUCCCGCUGCUGUGCUUCCUGCGCCCUCCUGCCAUCCUGCUCCUUGCCCUCCCCCCUGUGGGCCCUGCUCUGGACGUCCUGCCUCUCGGUGGAUCCAAGCGCCACAGAGAUGA
Molecule: messenger RNA, 579 nt
Organism: Boleophthalmus pectinirostris (great blue-spotted mudskipper)
Lineage: Eukaryota; Metazoa; Chordata; Actinopteri; Gobiiformes; Gobiidae
Product: proline-, glutamic acid- and leucine-rich protein 1-like
Exons: 2
Coding region: 7-579 (190 amino acids)
Source: RefSeq, a predicted model, not a curated record